AUGAAGUUCUCCUUGGUGGCACUGGCGACUCUUGUCGGCUCUGCUAUGGCUGAUCUGGAUCCUAUUGUUAUCAAGGGUUCCAAGUUCUUCUAUUCCAGCAACGACACCCAGUUCUAUCUUCGUGGUGUUGCCUAUCAACAAACUGCCGAUGGAGACAGCUAUACUGACCCUCUCGCUGAUGCCACUGCUUGUGCGCGUGACGUUCCCAUCAUGAAGGAACUUCGCACCAAUGUGAUUCGUACCUACGCCAUCAAUGCCUCAGCCGACCACUCCGCCUGUAUGAAGUUGCUAUCAGAGGCCGGUAUCUACCUGAUCUCCGACCUCUCUGACCCAUCGCAAUCGAUCGACCGUAAUGACCCUACCUGGGAAACUUCGCUCUACACCCGGUACACCAGCGUUAUCGAUGAGCUGUCUCAGUACAACAACACUAUUGGUUUCUUUGCUGGCAAUGAGGUUUCCAACACCGUCGCUACCUCGGAUGCCAGUGCCUUCGUCAAGGCUGCCGUUCGCGAUAUGAAAAAGUACAUCAAGCAGAAGGGCUACCGGUCAAUGGGUGUUGGAUACGCCACCGCCGAUGUGUCCACUAUCCGUGAGAACAUGGCCGACUACUUCGACUGCGAGAGCUCCGACGAGACCAUUGACUUCUGGGGCUACAACAUCUACUCGUGGUGCGGUAACUCCUCGUACACAGAAUCCGGCUACAACACUCGCACUGAGGAGUUCCGCGACUAUUCCGUUCCCGUCUUCUUCGCUGAAUAUGGUUGCAACGAUGUCACUCCUCGUCAGUUCACUGAGGUGACUGCUCUGUACGGCGACACCAUGGCUGAAGUCUGGUCUGGUGGUAUCGUCUACAUGUACUUCCAGGAGACCAACAACUAUGGUCUGGUUUCCGUCGUCGACAGCACUAGUGUUAGCACCAUGGCCGACUUCAAGUCUUACUCCAAGCACAUCGCUACCGCCGACCCCACUGGUACUAACAAGGCAUCAUACACUCCCACCAACACCGCUCUCCAAAGCUGCCCCACAGUUGGAUCCGACUGGUCGGCCAAGGCAUCUCCCCUGCCCCCUAGUGCUGACGUCAAUCUGUGUGAGUGCAUGUACGAUUCCGCCGGCUGCAUUGUUGCCAGUGAUCUCUCGACUAGCAAGUACGCCAAGCUGUUCAGCACUGUCUGCGGCCUAACCGACUGCGGUGGAGUCGACCGCAACGCGACCACUGGCGAGUAUGGUGCCUACAGCAUGUGCACUGCUGAACAGCAGCUCGCUUUCGCUUUGAACAAGUACUAUGUUGCGCAGGAUCGCGUCGCCUCUGCCUGUAGCUUCGAUGGAUCUGCUACCGCCAAGGCCACCACCAGCGCUACCGGUACUUGUUCCGCACAGAUGAAGGAGGCUGGUUCUGCGGGCACCGGCACUGUCACCACCGAAGCCACCGCUACUGCUGACUCCAGCUCCUCUUCCAGCACCUCUACCUCGUCCAGUGGCGGUGCUAUGAGCAUUCACUCCAGUGUCACCUUUGGUUCCUUCCAGAUUGGUGCCUAUCUGGCCACUGCUAUCCUAGCGGGUGUCGGCAUGAUUGCGCUUUAA
This is a messenger RNA of Penicillium nucicola, 1581 nucleotides long. RefSeq names its product glycoside hydrolase family 72 protein. The coding region runs from base 1 to 1581 and encodes 526 amino acids. Lineage: Eukaryota; Fungi; Ascomycota; Eurotiomycetes; Eurotiales; Aspergillaceae. Gene Ontology annotation, molecular function: 1,3-beta-glucanosyltransferase activity. The record is from RefSeq and is a predicted model, not a curated record. Gene Ontology annotation, biological process: fungal-type cell wall (1->3)-beta-D-glucan biosynthetic process. The transcript has 5 exons. Gene Ontology annotation, cellular component: cytoplasm; fungal-type cell wall.